Messenger RNA from Pteronotus mesoamericanus, 753 nucleotides. It is a transcript of the gene PUDP, whose product is annotated as pseudouridine 5'-phosphatase. Gene Ontology annotation, molecular function: phosphatase activity. The record is from RefSeq and is a predicted model, not a curated record. The transcript has 4 exons. Lineage: Eukaryota; Metazoa; Chordata; Mammalia; Chiroptera; Mormoopidae. Bases 22 to 717 code for a protein of 231 amino acids.
CUGCCCGCGAACGGCGACACCAUGGCGGCGCCCAUGCCCGUGCCACGGCCAGUCACCCACCUACUCUUUGACAUGGACGGCCUCCUUCUGGACACCGAACGGCUCUACUCCGUGGUGUUCCAGGAAAUCUGUGGCCGCUACGGGAAGCAGUACAGCUGGGACGUGAAGUCCCUGGUGAUGGGCAAGAAGGCCCUGGAGGCGGCGCAGAUCAUCAUCGACGUGCUGCGGCUGCCCAUGGACAAGGAGGCGCUGGUGGAGGAGAGCCAGGCGCGGCUCAAGCAGCUGUUCCCCACGGCGGCGCUCAUGCCAGGGGCGGAGCGGCUGGUCCGCCAUCUGCGUCAGCACCGCGUGCCCAUGGCGGUGGCCACCAGCUCGGGAGCCGUGUCCUUCGAGAUGAAGACCAGCCGCCACCAGGACUUCUUCGGCUUGUUCGAUCACAUCGUUCUGGGGGACGAUCCCGAAGUGAGGAAGGGCAAGCCGGACCCAGACAUAUUUCUGGCCUGCGCGAAGCGGUUUUCCCCUCCUGCGGCUGCGGACAAGUGCCUGGUGUUUGAAGACGCUCCCAACGGGGUGGAGGCGGCCCUCGCAGCCGGGAUGCAGGUGGUGAUGGUCCCCGAUGCCAACUUGCGGCAAGACCUCACGGCCAAGGCCACCGCCGUGCUGGGCUCCCUGCAGGACUUCCAGCCCCAGCUGUUCGGGCUGCCGCCCUACGCCUGAGAGGCCGCCCUGUGGCUGCCCCCGCCCCGCCCCCGC